CCAUUUAUAAAGCUCCUUUAAGGAGGCAUUCAUCAAUCAUCACCAUCAAUGGCUUCCAUGGGCUCUCUGAAGAUGAUUUCGUCCCUCAAACUCUCCCGUUCAAGUUGUUCUAUCUCUCCCCUUCAAACCCAAAAGCAAGUAGGUUCAAGUCUCUUUCAAUCCUUCCCAACCAAAACUUUAAAAUUCUCAGCUACCCCUCAAGUAUCUACAUCCAGAAGAAGUACCAACAAGACCACUACCACUGCAUUCUUCUUCAAUAACCAAAAGCAGCAUCAAGAUUCCUCACAGCCAGCCAAAGUUCAAGAACUCUUUGUCUACGAGAUCAACGAACGCGACCGAGGAAGUCCUGCAUACCUUAGGCUAAGCCAGAAGCCAGUUAACUCUCUAGGAGACUUAGUGCCAUUCAGCAACAAGAUAUACUCUGGAGACUUGCAAAAGAGACUAGGGAUAACUGCAGGCUUGUGUGUGCUCAUCCAGCAUGAGCCUGAGAAAAAGGGUGAUAGAUAUGAGGCCAUUUACAGCUUCUACUUUGGAAACUAUGGCCACAUAUCAGUGCAAGGAGCCUAUCUCACAUUCCAAGACACAUAUCUGGCAGUUACAGGAGGCUCUGGAAUCUUUGAAGGUGCUUCUGGACAAGUGAAGCUUCACCAACUUGUGUUCCCUUUCAAGCUGUUCUACACCUUCUAUUUGAAGGGUGUUCCUGAUUUGCCUCCUGAACUGCUUGGGAAACCUGUUGAACCUUCACCAAGUGUUGAGCCUUCUCCUGCUGCUAUGGCUACCGAGCCUCAUGCCUGUUUGCCAAACUUCACCAACUGAUAAUGAUUAUGAUGAUGCAAUUGAGCCUUUUUUGUUUUUCAGGAAAUUUUAGUUUUGAACCCAAAAUAAAGUCUAGGUGUUGCAUAUUGACUGUAUACCAAAAUUCGCCAACUGAUGAUGAUGCAAUUGAGUCCUUUUCUUUUGCAGAAAAUUUUAUUUUGGACCCAAAAUAAAAUCUGGGUGUUGCAGAUUUACUAUAUUAUUGAAUCUUGUUUUGCUUGUGUUGGACUAGAUGUGGUAGAUGUAUUAGGUAAAAGCAUAAUUGGAGUGAGUUACAUUUGUGCUAAUGCAAAAUCAAUUUUACUUCAA
Glycine soja is the source of this 1125-nucleotide messenger RNA. Its product is annotated as allene oxide cyclase, chloroplastic-like. Bases 49 to 816 code for a protein of 255 amino acids. Gene Ontology annotation, molecular function: allene-oxide cyclase activity. The transcript is spliced from 2 exons. NCBI's taxonomy places the organism in Eukaryota, Viridiplantae, Streptophyta, Magnoliopsida, Fabales, Fabaceae. Gene Ontology annotation, biological process: jasmonic acid biosynthetic process. The record is from RefSeq and is a predicted model, not a curated record.